This is a messenger RNA of Mya arenaria, 3583 nucleotides long. RefSeq names its product G-protein coupled receptor 143-like. Gene Ontology annotation, cellular component: plasma membrane; melanosome membrane. Gene Ontology annotation, molecular function: L-tyrosine binding; L-DOPA receptor activity; dopamine binding. The coding region runs from base 1 to 624 and encodes 207 amino acids. Gene Ontology annotation, biological process: melanosome organization; G protein-coupled receptor signaling pathway; regulation of calcium-mediated signaling. NCBI's taxonomy places the organism in Eukaryota, Metazoa, Mollusca, Bivalvia, Myida, Myidae. The transcript is spliced from 6 exons. The record is from RefSeq and is a predicted model, not a curated record.
AUGAUAUGCACCAGUUUUAUGAAGCAUUUCCUUGGCUGGGCGGUCCCUGCUGCCCUCUGCUCCAUCAUAGCAUUCCUGGGCUACAGACCCUCAAACAGCAGUUGUGGAGCGAGUGAGCAGUCUGUGCGGGCAGUCAUGUACGUGAUGUUCCUGUGUCCGGUUGUACUGGCCAUCAUCACCAUGGUCAGCUUCUUUUGUCGGGCAAGCAGGGAAGUAAAGCGUUCCCUGAUUCGACGAUAUGGGAGGUUCACACCUUUAGAGAGGGCCACAGUGGAAAACUUGCAGGUUAAGUUCGCCAUCAUAUCUCUGGCCUUCUGUGUAGGCUGGGUUCCAAAUGUUUUGAACGGCAUCUUUAUAAAUGUGCUGGAUGAGAGGUCUUCUGACGUAAUCCUGGUUUUCCUCGUGCUGGAGGCUGUGCUCAAUCCAUUCCAAGCUGUAAUAGACAGUAUGGUUAUGUUCGGCUGGCCUCCCGCUGGUUGCUGUGGUAUAUUCCGCUCCAAUCACUAUGGCAAUAGUCACCAUAGCAACAUCAACGAUCUUCAGGUUUCUGGGAGAUCAGAGGCAGUGCCGGAUGAGACAGAUCCUCUGUUAAGUUUUAGUCAUAACAGGCAAAGGCAACAUUAAAGGCAGUUAGUUAGCUUCCAAUGAUCCAUUCAGAGCAUCAAGUCAAUUGUUGUUAGUAUGAUUUGGGCUUAUUUCAUAUCAUUUUAGAGUGCAAUUAUGGUGGGGUGAAUGGGGGUGUUUGAAUAAACAAGACACAGAUGGGCACACCGCUCAGUCUUGUCACUGUCACAGGUUGUUUGUCAGGGGUAGUUAAAGAAAUCCGUGAUGCAACCAUAAACUAUCAUUAAUACAAACAUUGAUAUUAGGGAUGCAAACGAAUAUUCGAAUAUUCGAAUAUUCGAUCAAACGUUUGGUAUUCGAAUGUCAAAAUCGGUAUUCGAAUAUUCGAAUAAAAAAGUUCAAUAAAGAGAAUAAAAACACCUUUUGCCUACACCACUGUUGUGGUUUAUAACAUUUAUUUGUCUUGUUUUUACAACGAUUGGCCCCUAAUGCCAGAGGUGUGAAUGUGACGAUACACUAAACACGCGUCAUAUGUCAUUUAGGGACUUAUCCUCGGGUACUAUAAAAAGUCCCCCUACUUUACAAUAUCUGGCUAGGAAUCGGCUUUAACACCAAUGUGUUGUCUUGGCUGCAAAUUAAGCUGUAUAACAUACCUCAAAUCCACAUAUUAUUUUGAUUUAUUAUUUUACUAGUUCCCAAGUUGGUUUGGGGUUUCCAUAGUUAUAUUAAGUCAAUUUAGAUGUCAAUCACAGAAAACGGCUGCACGUCCUACGGAAAGACCCUCCAUUGGCGCAAAACUAUUUGACUAGGAAUUUAUCUAACUUCACAUUGUUUACAAAUAUAAAGGCAGCAGAAUUGAAAUUAUUUGACAUUAUUGUUUGUUUGUUUGUAAUGAAUUGCUUAUUUCUUCCUGAAAAUGGAGAAUUUCAAAAACUCAUUUGGGGAAAUUCAGGGUCCGCCGCACGUACUGGCUACAACAAAUUACGGGAUAAAAAUACCCCGGCUAUUACUUUAGCGAAUACUAAUGGUAUUUUACUACAUCUUAUAAAAUAUGUAUUUCGGUUAUCGAAUAUUCGAAUAUUCGAUUGAAAGAAUUACCGAAUAUUCGAAUAUUGAGUUUGCCAUUCGUUUGCAUCCCUAAUUGAUAUACAUUUAAUGAUCAGUUGUAUUGAGGAGUGUUCUGUUAAUUGUAUUAGCAUAACUAUCAUAAUUCGCAAACUGUGGACUCAAAGCAAAGGGUCAUUUUGUUUUACAGAUAGUAGCCAAUAUAUCGCAAUUUUAUUAUAUAUAGUUAAAUACAUGUAAAUUUUAUAACGAUGCUGACUGCACUUCUUGGUUCUGCAGUAUGUAAUGUAAUAAAUGAAACAUUUUGUUUACAAUUUUAAAUUUAGCUUCUUUGAUAUUAACGAGGAAGUUCUGUUUGGAGUGUCUGUAAUGACAAUUUUUGAAUGAUUGUUUGAUUUACAACUUUUAGGGGGUUAUCUUUUGAUAGUUAUUUAUGCUUGUGUUUUAUACUUGCUUUUAGAUCUGACACAUUUACAUUCCUAUGCACUAUUUUUUUUACACAUUUAAAUUUUUAUGUUAUUGUUUUAUUGAUCUUAUUGUUUCUUUACUUUGGUACUUUAGUUAUUAUUUAUUAUGAGUUGACAGUUUUGAAGUAAUAUUUGGGUUGUAAAAAUGUGAUGAAAUGUUGUUGAGUAUUUGUAAUGUUAGUGAUCACACAACCAUGCACCUAUUAUCCAACGACACAUUCUUUUAACUGUAAUCAUGGACUCGGUCUAUACAUACAUGUGUAAUUAUAAAUCUCGGACAAUACUUAUUUAAGAAAAAGUUAAAAAGUUAUUUAAUAUUUAUGUGAAAAACUACAGAAACAAGCUCAGUAGCCAAAAGUUUAAACAUAACCCCCGUUUAAUGGCACAGGAUAAACGCCAAAGAUAUAUAACACAACAACAAAAAAUCACAAACAAGAAACAUGGAAGAACAGCACAAAACUUCACAAAGUGCCUAUGGGUGAAUAUUUGAUUAUGUUCCUUUCCGUGUUUAGGAACAAACCUCAAAUAAACAUUAAAUAAUCUAUAAUUGUGUUAGUUAUUAUUGAAAGUACAUACAAUAAGGUUAUUCUCAUUUGUUAGGCACAACGUGGAAUGAAAGGUACUCAUGUGGUUUACACAGUUGUCGAUGCCCCCAAAAUUUUAGAUAUUAACACCGUUACGGACAAUAACACAUAAAACGUUUCAAUAAGUCAUAAUUUUCAAAUGAAUCAAAAUUACUCUUCAACAAACCUAUAAAUAUCAUAAGUAUCAUAACAUUAUUUAAGGACAACAACUAAUUGCAGUUGAGAUCUUUAAGAUUUUUACGUAACAGUGUUAACUUUUGUUUUUCGGAAAAAAUAAUACAGUUGCACAUUCUCUAGAGAACUUAUAUGACUGAUGAGAAAAUCGAUUACUUGCAGAAAUGUUUGUUUGCAUACAAUCAAACUCAAUAGGCUUAAGUUUUGUCCGUUUUUGUCUCUUUGUUAAUAAAUAAAUUCAAUGAAAUGAGAUGUAACGGUGUUGAUGUGAGCAUAACGGUGUUGUCAUCACCUUUCUACCAAGACCUGGUCAUCAUCAUUGUUAUAGUUGUAUCGUUAAUGCUAGUAUAAACAAUAAACAUAUAUCUGUAUUCAUCGUAAAGUUUUGCACGACCGACUCCAUAUGCCUUUUGGCGAAAAUUGUACAUGGAUGUACCUCCUGGCAUAAAAAAUUGACACUUUUUACUUUGUUUUUUAAUUAACAUAGUUAUUAACUUUAUUAACACACAAACUCAAACGAAAACUACAGAACAAUAAAAACUUGUUUACAUGUUUAUAACAGUUUAAGGCUUACAAAAUUGCAAUACAUACAUGUUUUCUAUAGUACAUAUAUUAUGCGCAUAUAACUUGUGUUAGAACAUUUAAAUUUAAACAAAACUUGUAAAAAUGUCUUAAAGCUUUUGAACAACAAGCAAACAUAUCAUAAAACCGCUGAAUGAUAUCUAAAUA